Messenger RNA from Paramuricea clavata, 1334 nucleotides. The record is from the annotation of a GenBank genome assembly. Lineage: Eukaryota; Metazoa; Cnidaria; Anthozoa; Malacalcyonacea; Plexauridae.
AUGGACGCUUUAAGUGAAGAUCUAUCUAAAAACAAGUCAACUUAUGACAGCGGCUACGAUGACAGCGAUGAAUUCGUAUUUGAGGGCAACUUUUUGCCGUAUCAAGGUGAGCCACUUGCUUCGUCUGGAAGCGAAGACAUUGAUACAAGUGAAGACGAUGAAGAAGACGAGGAUGGUAUUCUAAGGGAGGUUUAAGAGCAGCGAUAUGAAAAAGUUGUGCCAGUACAAAGCUGGUAAGCCUUCGAAUGUGUAUUUUAAUAUUAAAUGAUGCAAAUGAUGCCGUUAUAUCCAUGAGUUCGUGCGAUGCUUGAAUGUAAUGGUGCUCAGCAGUAUUAUAAAUAAUCUUGAUAAAUAUACUGUAUUUGUAUAGGUGCAAAUGUGGGAACUGCAACGAUUCGUUGCUUGUUGGGUCUCGUGAAUAUCGCUGCUGUAAAGAAAUUAUCGAAGCGACAGGAAAAUUUACAUUCGAUGGGUUAGACGCCAUGUGUAUAACCAGCCAUGCAGAUUUCGAUCCCUUGACUAAUAAAACAGUCCUAUUACAAAUUGGUCCUUUGCUCAAAACUAAAAGUGACAGGCGCUACAACAAGUAUGGCCACACAGAAAACGAGUAAGUAUUUACUGUAGUAUUAAAGGACACGAGGAAAUAAAUCUUGACCACAGUGAGCAAAUUCUCAUGAGCAUUUUAUAAUGACAGUGACAGUAUGCCUCUUGUAAAAUGUAAUUCUUGUUUAUGUUUGAUGCUCAUAUAAACUCAAGCUAAAUGGAGGUAUAAAACAAUAUUAUAGUUUACCAAAAAUCCAAAAUGCCACAGGUUUUGAUUUAUACAAAGAGACUAUCAUAACUUUAUUUGAUUUAUAAACAAAGGGUCAAGUUAAUAUCUGGCAAUUUUAAACUUAGUUGGUUGUUACAAUCCCCCAUAAAUACUGCAGGUAUAUUGUCACAGUGACAAUAUAAUAUUGCUUCAUCUGAGGCAGCGUUUACACUGUAUCGUUUUCGUAGCGUUCUCGUAUUGUUCGAGAGAACUAGACUAUUGUCUUGCGUUCCCUUGAGGAUUAAGAACAAUACGAGAACGCUACGAAAACGGUACAGCGUAAACGCUGCCUGAGUGUAAGUAUUUGUGACUGGACGGUUUUAUGGUGCCAAUGACAACUUUUUUCUUUUUUUAAGAUUUUUACGUGCAGUUGCAUAUCGAUGGCUUGCAAGAUGGCUAUUCGGUGAAAUGGGCUGGGAAAAUACCCGACCACUGGAUGCCUGUGUUUAUCACAACAUUACAAAGAGACUUUCUUCAAGCAAUUCAAAAGGAUAUGUAUCUGGGCAGGACAGAGCAACUGUAG